CUUUGGUAAAGCCUCCCAGUCACAGCCCUAUUUUCUUUCUGCUUUUGUACCGAUCUGUGUUCUAUCUGCAGAUUCCCUCCUUCCCCAAAUAUGGAACUAUAAAAUGAUCGGCAUGGAUGAUGUCAGAGAAAGAGGACCGGCAGCUGAUGUCGUCGCCACGAGCCAAGGGGUGGUAGUUUUGUCGCGAUCUCCUAAUGAAAACCCUGGAGAUGGCAAUCCGCCGGCGGCUGCUCUCGCCGACAUCCUGAAGGCGCUCGAAGUCGUAGAGAGGGAUUCCGUCGCCAUUACCGAGAGCUUUACCUCCCUGUUCUCCUCCCUCCGUCUCGUUCUGGCAGAGGCCUCUAGUACCUCACUUGAGAACAUGCAGUGCUUUAAUGAUGUCGUUGGUCGUCUACAAGAAUCUGCGCUUGAUGCCGCAACGAAGGGCAAUCAUUACAUAAAUUCAUACCUGAGAUUGCAUGAGGAAAUGAGGAACUUGGAAACUCUUGCAUUGCAGUUACAAGUAUUGAGGAAGAAUGUGGACUCACUGGAUCAGAUCUACAAGGACGAACUGCGAGAUCCUAGAAGGCUCAAAGAUAAAGAUAAAGUUGUCAACUGUUAUUACAUUCAAGUUAUUUAACAUUUUGCUUGUGCGGUAGCCUAUAAUUCUUUAGAUGGAUUGCUCUCUUGUGGGACGAUAUUUUGUGGUUGGUGAUGUUGAGCUUAGUUUGGUUGUGCGGACGGGAUGGUAAGGCCUACCUUUCUUCUUGUUGCUUGUCGUGUGGUGGCUAAUUUGUAGUACUUCGUGGUUUGGUUAGUUGACAAUUUCAUUUGCCCUAGUAAUUCAAUUUGUGUUUGAAAUGCAA
Zingiber officinale is the source of this 845-nucleotide messenger RNA. RefSeq lists its product as uncharacterized. The transcript has 6 exons. The coding region runs from base 104 to 619 and encodes 171 amino acids. The record is from RefSeq and is a predicted model, not a curated record. Lineage: Eukaryota; Viridiplantae; Streptophyta; Magnoliopsida; Zingiberales; Zingiberaceae.